Lasiosphaeria miniovina is the source of this 3438-nucleotide messenger RNA. Its product is annotated as ankyrin repeat-containing domain protein. NCBI's taxonomy places the organism in Eukaryota, Fungi, Ascomycota, Sordariomycetes, Sordariales, Lasiosphaeriaceae. Gene Ontology annotation, molecular function: protein binding. Gene Ontology annotation, cellular component: cytoplasm; nucleus. Bases 148 to 3438 code for a protein of 1096 amino acids. The record is from RefSeq and is a predicted model, not a curated record. The transcript has 5 exons.
CACCACUACCCCCCAACCGCCUGCCUACCCUGAUCGCCCUUGCUAAAGACAAUCGCCUCGAGCACCCCAUUGCUUUGCCCGCCGUCUUCCGUCACUUUGUGGUCGCUCAGUUUUUAGACUAGACCAAAACUGCCAUCAUCUGCCAUCAUGUCCGGCCCCGUGACCAGCGACACUUGGGAUGCUGUGCGAGAGGUCCUGCGCGAGCUCUACUUGACCGAAGACCGCCCCCUGGUAGGCCCGGAUGGUGUUAUCGAGGUCAUGAGAGAGCGCCAUAGCUUCCUUGCCUCAAAAGCCCAGUACGAGACCCGCUUUCGGAAAUGGGGAUUCCGCAAGUAUUCCAAGUCGAAGAAGCGUGAAGACUGGCUGGCCAUUAGUCGCAAAUUCGAGGCGGCCAAGGCAAAAGUGGCCAAGACAGGAAGCUCAAAGGAGCCCCGUCUGUAUCAUUGCGGCAAGCUUGUCACGACAAAGGUGCUCAAGACCAGGAGCUUCAUGACCUUCCUCGAGAAGCGCGCCUUUGACCAAGAUCCUGUGUUCAGUGUUGAUCUUGCAGUUGCAGCGCCGUCUCCAAAAACACCCCCCGACUUCAACAUUCGCUUCCCGACCCCACCGCCAAUCGUCGUCUCGAGCCUGCCAUUUCUUGACUUUAAGGUGAUUAUUGACCAUCUUGGUACGCGUCUCAAACUCGAUGAUCGUCCCGUGACGGAGCUUGUCAGACUUUUCCCCAACCCCAAGACGGCCACGCACAGCCCUCUAGCUGGAUUCCGUCCCUUCCUUCCAAGCUCGCCUGAAGUCCUCGGGCCCUUCUCGUCUGAAGACAGCCAUCUAGACUUGCAACAGAUUAGGGGAAUCCAAGUCCUCAGCCUGGCAUCGUACUUGCUAUCAAAUAACCUCCCCGGUAACUUUGAUGGAACCCAACUCUAUUCCUGGCUCAAAGAAAUCGGCGCAUUCGACAUGCUCGAUCACGCUGUGGAUCUGGCCGGCCCGAGUGCCGAGGCGCUCCUCGAAACAAGUUUUCGAUUGGCUGUCGAGACGGAGGACUUGCCCGCAGUCGAAUACCUUCUUCAACUUGGUAUCGAUCCCAACGGCCGAUCGUGCAGAUUUCGUCACAUCCCAACGCCCCUGACUCCCCUGGAGUUUGCAUGUGUGACCGGAAACCCCCAGCUAGCCCAAUCUCUCAUCAAGCACGGAUCGAGAAUCGAGGAUUCUGGUGUCGGAUGGACAAGGAGCCUCCUGGUUCUGCUGAUUCUGGGGUGGAACUCACGUAACACCCGCCAAGAUCAGAUUGCCCUGGAAGCAAAGAAAUCAGCCAAGAUUUGGAGCCUUGAAGCCGAUGAUGAAUCGGACACGGAGAAGCCCUCUCAUCAUAGCACCGGCCCCCUUAUCUCCUUGAUCCGCAAGCUGACCAAUCAUGGAUGCGCCGUCGACAUUCCACCCGAAUCAACGAGCGACAACACUUCCGUGGUUGCGCUCACCAAUCAACAGCAGCCCGAUCAAUUGCUGACUUGGCUCUCUGAGGGACACUCUCCUCUCACGGCAGCUUCAAAGUGCGCCAACGUUGUGAUUGUGUUUUACCUCCUUGACCGAGGAGCAAAUGUCCACUUUCGAACGGCAAAUGGAUUCUCUGCUCUGCACGAAUGCCUGGCCGGUUGGUGGGAGAGUGUGAAUUUCGCAAAUAAUACCCGGCGGCAAUGCUACUUUGAAGGGGAUAUACUCACUACCGCCUCCGGCUUGUUAGACGCCAAGGCCAAUGCGAACGACCCAGCCCCGCCUCGACGGCUAGGACGGACGCUGGUUGAUGAGUGCUUGCCCGUUACUCUAGCGGCAGAGUAUUCCAUGAAACUGGUCGACCUCCUCCUGGAAUUCGGGGCACGGCCAACAUCGGCCACCCUCACCGCCACGUUGAACUCCUCUGUAGAUGACAUGGCCUCACUCGAUCGGUUCCGGCGCCUGGCGCAUUUUGGAACGCCAGUCUCAGACACAGCCUGGCCACACAUCGUGCAUCGCUUUGCCCAAGGGGCUUGGCGCUGGCUACAGCCAAUUUUCGAAGCGGACAUGGACGAGGAGACCACUGUUUCGCUUUAUACAAAAGCAAUGACGGCCUGCAGCCUCGGCUCCCACUUGAACCUGAGGAUGAAAGAUCAUAUAACCUUCUUGUCCAGAUGCUCUUCAGAUGAGCUGGUUCCUAUUUUUGAAGCAGUCUGCCCCAUCGCAACUGUGGGGUUCCUGCAAGAGUUUGGAUCGAAUCUCGCUGGUCGAGUUCUCUCGCAACUCAGCGGCAGAGUAAUAUGCGACGCAAUUUCGAAAGAGAAUUUUGAGAUGGCUCGUCAUCUGAUUAAGGCUGGCGUGGAUGUCAAUGUGGUCACCAAUGACAACAACAGCCCCUUGACGGCAGCUAUCCGGGCACGAUGCGGGACCCUGGUGACGCAGCUGAUUGAAUCUGGUGCCGUGCCAAUGCUCCGAGGGCACGCAUGCGAAUGUGGGCGUUCGACAUUUGCCAACGCUCUGGUGGCAGCCGCUGAAAUCGGAAAUGUCUCUUUGCUCGCGAAUCUCGUAGAGCCUCUCGAUGAAGCCGAGCAGCUUGGGAGUCUAUUGCUGGAUUGCGUCCUCCAGAGCUUCCCGAAACUCCCUUCGGCCUCCUACUUUGAGCUCAUUCAGAACAUUUUCUAUUCCAAGAUCGCCCUAAUCGAUGGGCAUGAAAUGUUCCGUGGCAAUCCCCCGUCACCUCUAUACAGGGCUCUAUCCUUGAACCUUUGGGGAGUGGCAAGAGUUAUUUUGGAAGAGGAUGCCGAUGUUACUGCCGGCCUGUGGGACCAUAAUGGGGAGCGAAAAUGUGCCUUGUCUUGGGCAGUGCAUCAGGGUUCCCCUCCAGAUAUGGUCAAGGCUCUCCUCGAAGCCGGCGCCCAGGCCAACUUGGAUAGCCAGAGCGGUUGCGAGUUCCGCUCGACUGCUCUGCAGAUCGCCGCGAGACGGCAGGACCAUGAUGCCCUGAAACUGCUCCUCGACCACCAUGCCAACCCCAAUGAAGUAGGCAAGGAAGACAGGCGCACAACUUUGCAGAUUGCUGUGCAGAAAGGUGACCUGUUCAUGAUCGAACUGCUCCUCGAGCGCGGAGCGAACAUUAAUGCGCCACCUGACCCAGACAAGGGCGCCACGGCGCUGCAGCACGCGGCGAUGGGCGGGUUCGUCGGAAUCGCCGAGAUGCUAAUAGAGAGGGGGGCCGAUGUCAACGCGCCUGCGGCCGAGAACGACGGGAGAACAGCGCUCGAGGGCGCAGCCGAGUACGGCAGGAUUGACAUGAUCCAGCUUCUGCUCAACGCCGGCGCUCAGACGUGCGGACAUGGCAGCGAUUCCUUUGACAGGGCGCUCGACAGGGCCACACGGAGCGGACACCAUGCGUCCUGGAGGCUUCUCAAGCGCCGCCUGGCGGAAUCUUCAUGA